GGGCACUGUGUGGAAGAGGAGCCUGGAGGGGCUUGGCUUGGCAAUGGAAUCGGUGACAGGAGGGGCCGCGGGUCCCAGGACAGACACACAGCAUGCAGGGUCCCUGGCCAUGGACCAGCCCACUGGCUUGCAGGUGGACUAUGUCUCCCGGGGUGUGGAGCACGUGGUGCGGGUGGUGGUUUCCGGGCAGGCCCUGGAGUUGGAAGUGGAGGACCGGAUGACGGCCGACCAGUGGCGGGGUGAAUUCGAUGCCAGUGUCAUCGAAGACCUGACUCACAAGACGGGGAACUUCAAGCAGUUCAACAUCUUCUGUAACAUGUUGGAGUCAGCCCUCACCCAGAGCAGCGAGUCCGUCACCCUCGACCUGUUGACCUACACAGACCUGGAGUCCCUGCGGAGCCGCAAGUUGGGGGGCCGUCCGGGUGCCUUGGCCCCCAGGUCCGCCCAGCUCAACUCCAAGCGCUACCUGAUCCUCAUCUACUCGGUGGAGUUUGACAGGAUUCACUACCCGCUGCCCCUCCCGUACCAGGGCAAACCAGACCCCGUGGUCCUGCAGGGCAUCAUCCGCACACUGAAGGAGGAGCUGGGCCGCCUGCGGGGGCUGGACCGUGGCCAGAACCCCCGAGACACGAGGGAGACAGAGAUUUGGCACCUGCGGGAGCAGGUGUCCCGCCUGGCGGCGGAGAAGCGCGAGCUUGAGGCGCAGCUGGGCCGCUCGCGGGAGGAGGCGCUGGCCGGCAGGGCGGCGCGCCAGGAGGCCGAGGCGCUGCGCGGGCUGGUGCGGAGCUUGGAGCUGGAGCUGCGGCAGGAGCGCGGCCUGGGCUCGCGAGGGGUGGCCCGCCGCGGCCAGGACUGCCGCCGCCUGGCCAAGGAGCUCGAGGAGGCGAAGGCGUCGGAGCGCAGCCUACGCGCGCGGCUGAAGACGCUGAGCGGCGAGCUGGCGCUGUGCAAGCGGGGUAGGAAACUAACAGCGGGUCCUGUGCCCGCAGGAGACGGGCGCUGCCAAUGGGCCCGGCCCCGGCCCGGGAAGACCGGGCUUCGUCGUCCCGCGAGCGCUCCACGUCUCGUGGCCGCGGUGCCACCCGAUCCUCGUCGCGGGAGAGCGGCCGUGGGGUCCGGGGCCGAGGCCGACCCGCCCGUCCGUCACCCUCGCCCUCAGGUGGCCGCGCACCCCGUUUCGAUCCUACAGCCUUUGUGAAAGCCAAGGAGAAGAAGCAGAGAGAGAUCAGGGUGAAGCAGCAGCAGCAGCGCCACCGGUUGGGCAGUGGAGGAAGCGGGGACGGCCCUUCCGUCUCCUGGUCUCGGCAGACCCGGCCUCCAGCCGCUGUGACCGGCCGAGGGGACGCCGCGAGCGGCUCCCGGCACCGC
Molecule: messenger RNA, 1368 nt
Organism: Jaculus jaculus (lesser Egyptian jerboa)
Lineage: Eukaryota; Metazoa; Chordata; Mammalia; Rodentia; Dipodidae
Product: centrosomal protein CCDC61-like
Exons: 10
Coding region: 44-1198 (384 amino acids)
Cellular component (GO): centrosome
Source: RefSeq, a predicted model, not a curated record